AUGGCUUCGUACGGCGCAUCUCCAUACGCUUCCACGAGCACGAGCUCGCAUGCCGAAUCGCCUCUGGACAAGGUGCGCGAAUACACGUCCAAGGUCGAGGACCUGAUCGACCAGUACACGCAGCCUAUCAAGCCGCAUCUGCCGGCGCUGGGUCGAUUCCUGAUCGUCGUCACGUUCCUCGAGGAUGCGCUCCGAAUCAUGACGCAGUGGUCCGAUCAGAAGUACUACCUGCAACGUCACCGUGGGUUCCCUUGGGGCAUCAGCCACAUUUUCCUGCUUGCCAACGUUGUGGUCAUGUGCGCUGGCUCGGCAGCUGUGAUCUUGCGCAAAUACCCGGAAAUCUCGGUGGGCGCACUGUUCGGCGUCGUGGUCGUCCAAGGGUUCGGAUACGGACUGAUCUUUGAUCUCAACUUUUUCCUGCGCAAUCUGUCGGUCGUCGGUGGACUUCUGAUGGUGCUUUCCGACAGUUUUGCUGCGAAAAAGAACAUCUUUGCCGGUCUGCCUAGUCUUAGCGAGACGGAUCGCAAGAUCUACUUUCAGCUCGCAGGUCGUGUGCUGCUCAUCUUCCUGUUCAUCGGCUUUAUCAUUCAGGGCGAGUGGUCGGUGGCACGUGUUUUGGUGUCCGUGCUCGGCUUGGGCGCCUGCGUCAUGGUCGUCGUUGGCUUCAAGGCCAGGUGGAGCGCUAGCUUCCUCGUCCUCAUCCUCAGCGUUUUCAACGUGUUUGUCAACAACUUCUGGACCGUCCAUUCAGCGCAUCCGUCGCGCGACUUUUUGCGUUACGACUUCUUCCAGACUCUGUCCAUCGUCGGUGGACUCUUGUUGCUCGUCAACAUGGGUCCCGGCGGUCUCUCGGUCGACGAACGAAAGAAAGUCACUUGA
This is a messenger RNA of Mycosarcoma maydis (corn smut), 879 nucleotides long. RefSeq lists its product as uncharacterized. The transcript is spliced from 2 exons. Gene Ontology annotation, cellular component: endoplasmic reticulum; membrane; endoplasmic reticulum-Golgi intermediate compartment. NCBI's taxonomy places the organism in Eukaryota, Fungi, Basidiomycota, Ustilaginomycetes, Ustilaginales. The record is from RefSeq and is a predicted model, not a curated record. The coding region runs from base 1 to 879 and encodes 292 amino acids. Gene Ontology annotation, biological process: Golgi organization.